UCAGGACGUUAAACCUUCAGGAACCAUGCUUCUCCUGAGCGUGAUGUUUGUGCUGCUCGCCGCGGCUGUGAUGAAUCCAGCUCAGGGUCAAGCCAUAAGAGAGAUCAAAGAAGACCGUGUCAUUUUGGACUGCGAGGGAGGUGAAGAUGGUCAAGUAAAGUGGUGGAAGGACAACAACGAAGAUAAAACCCAAAAGAAUUCGACCUUUGAAGCUAAAGCUGAACAGGGAACAGUUGGAGGAUUCUUCACCUGUGAAUAUUCAAAGAUAAAUACAGAUACAGGUACAAACGAAGUCAUAAAGCACAAGUUCUACCUCAAAAUAAAAGUGUGUGAGAACUGCUAUGAGUUGAGCGGUUUGGCUGCGUGGGGCAUCAUGCUCGGAGAUGUACUGAUCACAGGAGGACUUAUGCUUAUCAUCUACAUCUGUGCUGCCAGAAAGAGCAACGGCACACAGAAGAAAGCAUCAAAUCCCCGACCAAUAAACCCUCCUCGACCUCCAAACCCUGACUACGCGGCUCUGGAUCCAAAGAUGCGCAGCAGCAAUGCUUUGUACGCAGGCCUCAAUAAAUAGAUGCUGUUCAGACGUCCGGAUUACUGUAAAUCAGACUCUGGUGAUUCAUAGUGUAUCUUAAACGUUUGUUCCACUGUACAGGUUCAUAUAUUAGUGAUGCUGAUGUGAGUUUUGUGAGACUGACUCACGGAUCAGUGUUUUGUUUUAUACGGUAACUCUGUCUGUGUGUGUGUGCGCGCGCGUGUGUGUGUGUGUGUGUGUGUGUGUGUGUGUGUGGAAAGUUCAGCUCACGAAACAUCGGAAACUCAUGAUGGAAACAGCAUCUGUGCUUUCUGCUGAGAAGAUUGUGCCAUUUCACUCUUUUGUGUUCAGAAUCGUGUUUUUAACACAGUUCAAGAGAAAUUUUCAUGUUCUGAUGUACAAGUGUCUCAUUUGACAAGAAUGAUUCAUUUUAGACUUAGAAAAUUAUUGGUAGCACGUUACAAUACAGGUGCACAAAUAUGCAUUCAUUCAUGCUUAACUAAUGCACAGAUAAUCACGUGUUAAUGUAUAAC
Molecule: messenger RNA, 1065 nt
Organism: Sinocyclocheilus rhinocerous
Lineage: Eukaryota; Metazoa; Chordata; Actinopteri; Cypriniformes; Cyprinidae
Product: T-cell surface glycoprotein CD3 epsilon chain
Exons: 5
Coding region: 26-571 (181 amino acids)
Biological process (GO): positive thymic T cell selection; cell surface receptor signaling pathway
Cellular component (GO): alpha-beta T cell receptor complex; external side of plasma membrane
Molecular function (GO): transmembrane signaling receptor activity
Source: RefSeq, a predicted model, not a curated record